GUGAGUGUGCGUCUUGCGGGAGCCCCCCCGCCUCCAAAGCAACCCGCCUGCCUGCAGGACUCUGCUCUCCUCUCUGCAAGGGACAAGUUUGCCCGGAUCGCAGCUCCCUGGCUGCUUUCACCUCGCUGGGGAAGACCCGCUCACCUGCUUGCUGGGGGGUGGGGGGGCGGGGGGCAGAGUUGUGUGUGUGUGUGUGUUUCGGGGGGGAUCUUUUGCGCGCACACACACACACACCCGAGGCACAACCCCCUCCGAAGAGCUCACUCCAGAGCAAACCAUGUUCCAGCCUGCAGCUAAGCGGUGCUUCACCAUCGAGUCGCUGGUGGCGAAGGACAAUCACUUGGCUUCAGAGGAUCCCAUCCGACCCACGGCCCUCAAUUACCCCAACCCUUCCGCGGCCGAGGCGUUCGUCAAUGGCUUUCACAGCGCGGCGGCCGGCAGGUCCCUCUACAGCAGCCCGGAGCUGGUCUUCCCCGAGGCCGUGAGCCACCCCUCCUUGGGCGUCCACCCGCACCAGCUGGGCGCGUCCCAGCUCCAGCACCCGCACUCCUUCUUCGCCCCCCAGCACAGAGACCCCCUCAACUUCUACCCCUGGGUGCUGAGGAACAGGUUCUUCGGGCACCGCUUCCAAGGGAGCGAGGUGUCCCAGGAGGGUUUGCUACUGCAUGGGCCAUUUGCCAGGAAGCCCAAGCGGAUCCGCACGGCCUUCUCCCCGUCCCAGCUCCUGCGGCUCGAGAGGGCCUUCGAGAAGAACCACUACGUGGUGGGGGCCGAGCGCAAACAGCUGGCCAGCAGCCUCAGCCUCUCCGAGACCCAGGUGAAAGUGUGGUUCCAAAACAGAAGGACGAAAUACAAGAGGCAGAAGCUGGAAGAGGAAGGCCCCGAAUCAGACCAGAAGAAGAAAGGUUCCCAUCACAUCAAUAGAUGGCGGAUUGCCACCAAACAGUCCAACGGGGAAGACAUUGAUGUCACGUCUAAUGACUAGAAAGGGGGCAGGCUGCUGGCAAAUAAACCAAUGAGAGGAACAAGGGGGAGGAGGGGAAAAUACGGGGCAAACAAAACAAAAACAAAAAC
Mauremys mutica (yellowpond turtle) is the source of this 1074-nucleotide messenger RNA. RefSeq names its product homeobox protein EMX1. The coding region runs from base 278 to 985 and encodes 235 amino acids. The transcript has 3 exons. Lineage: Eukaryota; Metazoa; Chordata; Testudines; Geoemydidae. Gene Ontology annotation, molecular function: DNA-binding transcription factor activity, RNA polymerase II-specific; DNA binding. The record is from RefSeq and is a predicted model, not a curated record. Gene Ontology annotation, biological process: regulation of DNA-templated transcription; neuron differentiation; central nervous system development.